AUAAUAGAGCCGCCAGAGGAGUACCCCCGUCUUGUUCUCCGUCAAAUAAAAAGGACGGCAAAGGUCGACGGCAAUCCAGACUCCAGAGUAGAGCGACAGUGCACCCCGCCCCGCCCCCUUUGGGUCCGCACUGCAGGCGCCGCCGCCGUUUCCCCCGCCCGUCCCUCCCGGCGCCGCGGCCUCCUGUGUCUGCGAGCGGCAGCGCCCGAUCGGCGAAUCUCGCGAUGGCUGGCGGCGGCGGCGGCGGCGGCGGCGGCGGGUUCCUCAACCUGGAGCGGCACUUCGCCUUCUACGGCGCGUACCACAGCAACCCGGUCAACGUCUUCAUCCACGCGCUCUUCGUCUGGCCCAUCUUCCUCACCGCCCUCCUGCUCCUCCACCUCACCGCCCCGUUCCCGCGCGCCGCCGCGGUCUUCACCGCCGUCUACGGGGCCUUCUACGUCUCCCUCGACCGCCGCUCCGGCGCCCUCGCCGCCGUCCUCUGCCUCCUCUGCUGGGGCGCCAGCUCCGCCCUCGCCGCCCGCCUCGGCUUCUCCCUCGGAUGGAAGGUGGUAUUGGUAGCUCAGCUGUUCUGUUGGACUAUGCAAUUCGUUGGCCAUGGAGUUUUUGAGAAGCGGGCACCUGCUCUAGUUGACAAUCUCGUCCAGGCUUUGCUGAUGGCCCCAUAUUUCGUGCUUCUAGAGAUUCUUCACAAGUUUGCUGCCUACGAACCGUAUCCUGGCUUUCAUGCCAAUGUUCAGAAGCUGAUUGACGCCAAGCGCAAGGAGUGGGCGGACAAGAAAGCGAAGAAGAUGUCAUGAGACGUGACCGAGAACUCCUGAUGAAAGAUGGAAGAUGAAAGAUGAGAAGAUGAUAACAGCGAAGGUGCGAGUGAUCUCUAUGAAGAUAAACAAAACUGUAGACUAAUAUUUAAUCCUGAGAUGUGACAUGCUUGUUGUAUUACAUUACAUCAGUGUGAGGUGAGGCACGCCGUGUUUGGUGUCGUGUUCGUGUUAGUGAAGAUAAGAUGAACAGUGAAGUAAUAAAAAAAUUAAUACAUUAGUGUGAGAUGAGACACGCCGUGUUUGGUGUCGUGUUCGUGUAAGUGAAGAUAAAGAUGAACAGUGAAGUA
Molecule: messenger RNA, 1111 nt
Organism: Hordeum vulgare subsp. vulgare (domesticated barley)
Lineage: Eukaryota; Viridiplantae; Streptophyta; Magnoliopsida; Poales; Poaceae
Product: 2-hydroxy-palmitic acid dioxygenase MPO1-like
Exons: 4
Coding region: 225-800 (191 amino acids)
Biological process (GO): sphingoid catabolic process
Cellular component (GO): endoplasmic reticulum
Source: RefSeq, a predicted model, not a curated record